AUGAGGAUCCAUCCCGCGACGUCGGUCCAACACCACACGCCAGCGCACGCUGACGUCUUCCACGAAGACGAGCCUGGACCUAUUGAAGGGGGAUCUGAUGAUGAAGGUGGCUACGUUGUCGAUCAUAUCACCAAGCGAGACUGUCAGAGACACCACUUCCGUUACCUGAAUAUCAGGUACCAGAGGCGGGCCAUCACCGAGAAUUCUGGUGUUUGUGGGCUGCAGGGUCUUCAGCCAGGCACAGCAGCCAACAGCAACUUGCCUCCCCACACGGGUGAGCAUCUUGACCACAGACUUCCAGCUCUUGGUGGAAAUGUCAUUUCAUUGGUUGUGCCUGGCUGUGCAGCAGCCCAGGAAUAUCCUCGUCCGCCGGAUGAGUUUAAGCGAGAAUACCUCCAUUUGGACCCCUCGUCAGUUCGAACAUUACUGGGUAUCGUGCGGCGAUUCCUGAAUGGAGGAUUUACAUGA
Molecule: messenger RNA, 468 nt
Organism: Fusarium poae
Lineage: Eukaryota; Fungi; Ascomycota; Sordariomycetes; Hypocreales; Nectriaceae
Exons: 4
Coding region: 1-468 (155 amino acids)
Source: RefSeq, a predicted model, not a curated record